This is a messenger RNA of Trichobilharzia regenti, 5618 nucleotides long. NCBI's taxonomy places the organism in Eukaryota, Metazoa, Platyhelminthes, Trematoda, Strigeidida, Schistosomatidae. The record is from the annotation of a GenBank genome assembly.
GCGUUUUGUCCUUGUUUUUGAUUUUCAGAUUGCAUAUAUAUUCACUUCUCACUUUAUGGGUUCUUAGUAUUUUAUCAAGUUUAUAUGUCAAGAUAUUAAAUAGUACAUUUUUUCAUGUGUUAUGUGCAAAUAAGAACUUCAUAAAUAAAUUACGCAGUUCUAGCACAGGUGACUUGUCGUAGUCAUGUUUCCCUUCGUCUGACUAAACUUUUUGUUACAUACAGAUUAAAAUUCACCUCUUAUGUGUUUUUAAUUUCUGUCACAGGCAUUUUAUGUCUAUCUGAUAUUAGGUGAUGGUGGGAUAUGGAGUUCGUAUGUUCCCGGGAAAUGUAACGUCUCAGGUUUUGUACCCCUGACUGAACAGGUGCUCUGCGAUAAAAAUGAACGCUAAGCUACCCUAAUCGCAGUAGAAAUCCUCAGUGCCCUUCUGUCUCCCCUUCAAACUAAUGUAGUCUUUCUGACGAAGUAAAUCAGUCCAAUUCCACAGCUAUUUUAUGGAUUUAAAAUAAGAUGACAUUAAUCACAAUGUGGAUUUAUUCAAACAUUUUGUCUAACAACAGAAAUCUGACACCUCAUCCACAUAAUGUUUACACAUUCCUACAUGUCAUAUCAUGUUUGUUGUUGAUCCCUGGAUUGAGCUGUUCACAAGUCUCAAAUGGGAUCAAAUCAAUUAAUAAAGAUCUUGGACCAUUAACACUACCACCAUCAGCGUUUUCAGCUAGUUCUGUUUAUCAGGAUAAACCUGAAUACCAACCACAUAAGGCGAAUUUUGUAGUGUUUGCUUCCAAAGAAGAAAUUUCCGGUGCUUGGUGUCCAGCUAAAUUAAUACAUACCGAAUUAAAUGAAUGGUUACAAAUCGACUUCGGAGCACUUAAACUCAUUAAGGUUUUAUUUUCUGAAGGCGGUGGAUUAAAUCAGAAUGCAUUUGUUCCAAUGUUUGUUAUCAAAUAUCAACGGGAAGAUAAUUCAAAGUGGUAUGAGUAUCGGAUGAGGAAUGGAAGCAGGCUACUUCAUGCUAAUCGUAAUAGUCAGACUAUAGCAAUUCAGCUGGACCCACCAAUUAUCGCUAAACGAUUUCGUGUAUUGCCUUACACUAAUGAACCGAAUCCUAAGUUAAUGUGCCUUCGAUUAGCUGUCUAUGGAUCAGUGUUUGACGAUGGAGUUAUUGAAUAUUCAAUUCCUGAAGGAGAUGUAUAUCGACUUGAUCCACGUGGAGAUUUUGCUUUGAAUGAUACAAGCUAUGAUGGAGGGUUAACUUCAGAAUUAUCUGCAACCAGUAAUGAUCCAGAUAACACAGGUGAACGACGCGCUUAUCUUACUGGUGGUAUGGGUUUACUUAUGGAUAAACAGUACUUUGAAGGAAGUCUUCCUGAGAAUUUAGGCAGUAAUAGCGUUGUCGGCUGGUUUCGAAGACAACAUACAACUCCAUCUGGUCGUAUUACCAUGUUAUUCAAAUUCGAUCAAGUUCGUAACUUCACACGAAUGCGUAUUCAUGCUUUAAAUUCUUUGGACUAUAUCGCUCUUUUUCGUCGAGUAUCUGUCCAGUUCAGUAAUGGAGGUCGUUAUUUCGAUAGAAAUCAUUCACCUGUCGUUGUGGAUAUACACCGUGAUGUUUAUAAUUCUCAGCCUCGUUGGCUUCCUAUCGAUUUAGGUUAUCGUACAGGUCGUUAUCUAAGAAUUACACUGUGGUUUGAUUAUGAUUGGAUUGUACUCUCAGAGAUCACGUUUGAUUCAUCAUAUGUACCGAAUGGGGCUGUUAUACAACCAGAACAAUCUGAUGAUCCUGUUCAAAAGAUACCUGAUUUUGAUUCAUCUGGCAUUGAUUCUGUUGGUGAUAGUCUAUCUGCAAUAGCCAAAUCUUCUGAUCAACAAUCAACUUCCCCACCUAUGGUUAAUCAACCCUCAGUGCAAAAUGAUCCUGGCACCGCGAAACAACCAACACAUUCACAAGCAUCUCUUUCAUCAGCUGAUGUACCAAUUAGUGCAACAUUUAAACACAAGAAUUCAAAUGUACCAUAUAUCAUUGCAAUUAUAUCUUGUUGCUUAGGCUCAUUUGCAUUUGCAUGCUUUUUUGCUUUUAUGGUAUUCCGGUUAAAGCGGUGUCGACAAAGACGUUUAAAAAAGCUACAAAAAGGUCAAUUACCACAGACAUUAGAUAAACAACCUAUGCAUCAACAUCUACUUCUUACAACAGGACAAAAUCAAAACUCCUUAUCAUCCACUUUAUCUGUUCCUUCUUCUUCUUCAUCCUCCGGUCCAUGUAUUAUUUCUUCGUUAAACCCAUCAUACCAAUAUAAUCAGUUGAAAUCGACUGGUAACAAUUAUACUACUGAUAAUGGGAGUAGUAAUAAUAAUAAUAACAAGAUUAACGCUAAUGCUGUAAAUCUACAAAACCCAACAUUUGUGGACACGCACAGUAAUCAUCUGGCUGCUUUAUCUCAAGGAUACACUGAUAUGAUGACUCAUCCGACUGGGACAGUGUGUACUCCUUACUCGAAUGGAAUUGACCAAGAUGGUUUGUUAGCUCUACAACUACUACAACAUGGCUCUUCAGUUGGCUCAAAUUUCCCCUCAAUGAAUGGUUUAACUCUAGCCCGCCGUGGACUGUCUGAUGCGAGUACAGGUGCCUUUGCUGUACAUCCAAUGGUUACACUUGGGACAGAAAAUAAAUUUAUCGGUGUGAAUUUACCACCAGCAGCAGCAGCAGCAAAUUGUACAUUUGCACCAAAUCUGAAAAUCAGUUUAUCCAGUCCACAAAGUAAUAAUAACAAUGCAUUUGGUUCUCAUCAACUACUACCACCGCCACCACCACCUGAUCAACCAUUGCCUCCUUUGCCUAACAUACCAUCAGAUCAUCAUCAACAGCAUAUAAUUUCAAAUGUUGGGAAUCAAUUGCCUGAUUCUAAUAAUCAAAAUAAUCGCCUUUUAAUUAAUACAUCUUUAUCGCCUGUUUUUCCAUACGCUGCUACAUCAUCAUUUGUUUCUCAAGCCUAUCCAACAGAAAACGGUUUUAUAUUAUCCAUAGAUAGUCCAAUGCCAGAAUAUGCAAGUGCCUCACUUUUCAGUGGUACAGGAAGUGGUACAAUAAGUUUAGGACCAAAUGAUCUUAGAAAUUCAAUUAUCUCUAAAACAACAAUGGAUAGUGAUACAAGUAAAUAUAAACAACUUAUGGAGACAUAUUGUGUUCCACAGCAUAUGAAUUCAUGUUUUUGGACAUCAAAUAGUCAUCCGCAUAACCAUCAACAACAAUUAAAUCUUAAUGGUAUGCCUAAUCUAUCAACUUCUGCAUCAUCUGAUAAUAAUAAUGGUAAUAAUAAUACACAAGGAAGUUCAAAUAAUGAACAACUUUCAGAAAGUAUGGAUUCUAGUGGAAUGUACUACUUAACACAUAAAAAUCAUACAGAUAAUAAUAAUAUUAAUAAGAUUUCUUCAAAUUCUAUUCAUCAAAAUCCUGCUGUAUUUUUCCCCUUUUCUGCUGCACCAACCGCAGCAACACACUUAAUACCAAUACAAACAUUAGGCGUACGACCUGGUAUAUUAGUAUCGAAUAGAGAUGAUCAAACCACUCUAAAUCAAUCUUAUCAACAUGAUCCAAAUCAAUCUAUAGGUAUGUCUAUGACUAAUCAUCAUAAUCAUCACCAUCACCACCAUCAAGACAGUAAUACAAGUACACCAAACAGAUAGAGACACAAUCAUUUAGAGAAUCAAACAAAAAGUAUCCUUUAUACAUUUAUAUGUCAAUGAUUACAUUUCAGUUGAAUCCACUGUGUGCUAUCAGUCAUUCUACACUUCUAAUAAUACUAUUAAUAAUGAUAAUAAAUUUUGUACCUACAUAUAAACGAUCAUGUUGAUGUGAAUAUAAUUCGAAUUUCAAUCUUUGUUCAUUGUUUCGCGUUUACUUUUGUGAAUAUAUAAAUUCCUGUUGUUUAAUGCUAGUAUACUUUCCCUGUGAUUAUUAUACAUCAAUAUAUAUAAUUCACAAUGGUUACAUGAUAAAUAUAAUACAAUUAUUCAACCUUAUCUUAUUUGUGAAUUAUAUAAAGAACUUUUCAAUCCCAAUUCUUCUUGAAAGAACUGUUUAUAUAUGCUGCAUACAUAUUUGUCUGUAGACAGAUGAUAAUUAGUCGGACUGCUGAAAUUCCCCUUUUACACACUUCCUUUUGUACUCAUCAGUUAUUUGUUUAAAAUUGUGUUAGGAGAAAGUAAAGUUACUUACAGACUGUCAACACUGUUGUUAUACAACAUUACUAAAACAUACAACAUUUAUGUAACACAGAGCUUGUUAAUAUAAUCUUUUGUUCUUACAGAUGCUUACAUAUAAAUAUACAUAUAUCAGGAAAUUAGCUAUGAAAUUCAACAUGUACAGCUCUUCUUCUUCUUCCUGUCUAGUUUGUAUUUAUUCACGUUUUUUGCACACACUUAUCUUUGGCGCUGUUACCUUCUUCAUUCUUGAAGUUGUAUUCAUAAUCAUCCCUUCAAACUAUUUAUUAUUGCUGUCGAAGCAUCAAGAUCAAUAUUUGUUAGAGGCAUGAUAGUUAAGAAUAGGGGAAUGGGUAAAAACUUACAAUUAACAACGAAAUGUGAAUGUGUAUUGGAGGUUGUUUUAUUUGCUGAAAAUAUUACAUCUCUUUGACCAAUAUCUCCUCUUAUCAAUAAGAAAAAGUUGUAAUUUACUUCAGUAUUAUAUUGUAAUUAUGUGUGGGUGUGUGUGUGGGGGGGGCCGGUAUGGACUCGACCUAUCUCAGAAUUGUUAGUCGCAUGAUUUCUAAAGGGCUGGGGGUUAGCUUUGAAAGGUGAUGUGAUGAUAGUUGUUUCGGGCCGGUUUACAAUAAAUUUGCAUAUUACUUACUAUCUUUCUAGUCCCUUUUUCUUCUCUCUGGUUUGAUUCUGAAUCACCUUCAUUGCCAUUUUGCGGUUCAACUUGUUAGUGAUUUGAUUAUAUAUAUAAAUGAACAGUUUUCUUCUUCAGUUCCAAUAAUUUAGCAAGUUUUGCUUUGUUUACCGUUUCUUUUUUUAUAUGAGGUUAUUUAUAAACAACAUUUCUUCUUGUUUCCUUUUUAUUUUCCUAACGUCAGUGUCUUCUAAUCCGAAAAAACACACUGAACAAAUGGGGGGAAAUAACGUUGACUAAUUGAGCGCCUUGAUUUUAUUAUUACUAAAAGUAAAUACACACUUACACGUAAACAUUAUAUUAUAUUGCAUUAUUUAUUUAUUGAUAUAUUAUCUUUUUGAGAAACCAACAUUUACACUUGUUGACAGAUUUACUUACUUUUUUGUGUGUUUUAUCACGCUUCUAUUUCGCUUUGGUUUGCAUUGUUUCUGUUUUCUUUUUUGUGUGUGAGUAUGUGGUUGUUUCAGUUAUUCAAUGCACAUUUUAAUGUGAAAGUGUAUUCCCUCCUUAUUUGAGAACAAAGGAAUGGAACAAGCUGUUACAGAUCCUACUAUAUUUGAGUUAGAGGGUCAGUACUAUCAUCUUGUACAUUAAUUAUUCAAUAAUGAUAAUAAAUAAUAAUAAUAACAGUUAAACCAUUUUCUCUGCUUUCUAGUUUUUGAAGCACAGUAGAAUAUGAAUUUAGUGUUGUUUUCUCUUCAAAUGAACAAUAUUCUUAUUCAUUAAU